AUGUUCGCGAACGCGCUAAAAUCCUUCUCGUCGAACAUCUCGGCCAACUACCACGAGAAGUCCGCCGCCCCCGUCUCCACCUGCGGACCCUGGAAGAUCUACGAUGCAAAGAAGAAGAAGACGAACCAACCGGUGUCGAUUUUUGUGUUCGAGAGGAAGAGUCUCGACAGUGGGGGCGGCGGCGGCGGGGGAGGUGGGAGGGGAGGCGGGAGAGACGGUCUCAAGGCGGCGCAGGAGGAGGUGGUGGAGAGGUUGAAGCGUGAGGCGGGAAUGCUGGCAAGGCUACGGCAUCCGUGUAUUCUCGAACUUGUGGAGCCGGUUGAGGACACGCGGAGCGGGGGACUGCAGUUUGUUACGGAGCAUGUGACGGGGUCGCUGAGUACGUUGCUGCGGGAGAAGGAUGAGGAGGAAAGGGGCGGCGGCGGCGGGAGGUACGUGCAGGACGACGAGGGGAGGAGACGGAGGAGGGAGGUCGAGAUAGAUGAGCUGGAGAUUCAGAAGGGGCUGCUGCAGAUUGGAAAAGCGCUGGAGUUUCUCCAUGAGAGUGCAAAUCUUAUACAUGGGAAUCUCACGCCGGACGCGAUCAUGGUGAACGUGAAGUCGGAUUGGAAGCUCUUCGGCCUCGGCUUUGCCAUCCCCACGACAAAUCCCACGAUCCCACCGCAAUUCGAUCCGCGAUUACCCGCGAAUGUCCAGCUACAGCUCGAUUAUGUGGCGCCCGACCUCGCGCUCGACCAGAUGCCCUCGACGUCAUGCGAUCUGUUCUCCCUUGGAAUGCUCAUCGUCGCGCUCUACAACUCCCCACACAAGUCGCCGCUCGAAACGCACAACUCGGCAUCUACAUACCGGCGACUACUGAACUCGGCGCAAACUACGCCUAAUGCAUCAAACAGCUUCCUAUCCUCGCGGCCACUCCCGCGGCAGCUUACCGGCAGCGUUCUCGCGCGACUGAUCACCCGUCGGCCAGCGGGCAGAAUAAACGCGAGGGAAUUCCAGCAGAGCGAGUAUUUCGACAACAUUCUCGUUUCGACACUGCGGUUCCUGGAUCAGUUCCCCGCCAAGACUCCGUCCGAGAAGGCGGCGUUCAUGCGUGGUCUACCCAAGAUCCUGCCGCAAUUCCCGAGGAGCGUGCUAGAGAAGAAGAUCUUGCCCGGACUCGUCGAGGAGCUGAGAGAUGGGUCGUUGCUUGCCCUGGUACUGCCGAAUAUAUUCUUGAUAUCCGAGCAGGCGUCGUCAAGGAUGUUUUCGGAGAAGGUGCUGAAGAGAUUGAAAGAGGUGUUUUUACCCGCCGGCGGUGCUCCGGCGGCUUCAACGGGCGACCAUAAAUCUGCUGCCGCGAGGGUUGCGGAGCGGGAGCGGGAAGCCGGGCGGGAGGGCGGGCUGACGGUGAUACUUUCCAAACUAGCGCUCGUCAAGGAGAAGACCACUGCUCAGGAAUUCAAGGAAGACAUCCUACCUUUAGUAUUCAUCGCGCUGGACUCGCCCACACAUACACUGCAGGACAUGGCGCUCCAGAGUCUUCCCAUCAUCCUGCCGAAACUCGAUUUCCCUACGCUCAAGAAUGAGUUGUUCCCUGUUGUCUCGACGGUCUUUACAAAGACGAGCAGUCUUGGCAUCAAGAUCCGCGGGCUGGAGGCGUUCCGUGUCCUCUGCGGCGGCACUGGAAGCCACGGUAAUGCGACAAGUGAUGGCCUGGAUGGGUUUCAUGCAAAGAAGGGCAAAGUCCGCGGCGAGGAGGCACCAGUGCUCGACAAAUACACUAUCCAGGAGAAGGUCAUCCCGCUUCUGAAGGGGAUAAAAACGAAAGAACCAGCGGUAAUGAUGGAGACAUUGUCAGUAUUCGACGAGAUUGGGAAGACGUGUGAUCGCGAGGUCGUUGCGAUGGAUAUUCUGCCGACGCUGUGGACGAUGAGUUUUGGACCGCUGUUGGGGUUGGAGCAGUUCAAAGCAUUCAUGUCAAGCAUCAAAUCCCUCACCCAGAAAAUCGAAGCUGAACAAAUCCGGAAAUUGCAAGAACUCUCCACCAGCGCAUCAGGCGGGCAGUCGGCCGGGGAAUUCCUCUCCUUCGGUGGAGCACCGGGUCUGAACGGCCGUGUAUCGCCCAGUGGCGUGAGCGAAUCCGACUUCGAAAGCCUCGUGCUCGGGAAGAAGGAGGCGCCUGUUAGCGACGGGUUUGCCUGGCAAGCUCCCGCAGAUACAAAUAGCUCCUCGUACCUGUCCCCGAGAGCCAAAAGUCCGCCCAUCAUCAUCGGUGCGCAGAAGUUUGCGUGGUCUUCGCCGAGUCCGACGAUUCCGAGUGCGUCCUCAAUGGGCGUCCUCACACCCUCAUCCGCACAGUCGGCCCAGGUAAACCCAUUCUCGGCGUUACGACCAGCUGCAUCCACAUCAAAUACGAUGGCCCCACUACAACCCAGCAUGAACGGCGGAUUCGGCUCAACAAUGGCGGCGCGCACUCCAUCCGCGCCUCCCGCGCAACCC
Molecule: messenger RNA, 2478 nt
Organism: Tricharina praecox
Lineage: Eukaryota; Fungi; Ascomycota; Pezizomycetes; Pezizales; Pyronemataceae
Product: kinase-like domain-containing protein
Exons: 3
Biological process (GO): protein phosphorylation
Molecular function (GO): ATP binding; protein kinase activity
Source: RefSeq, a predicted model, not a curated record